AUGUCUCAGAGCAUGCGCAAGGACCACAACGCACUUCAAAUUCCAUGCGGCUACUUACACUGCGCUCGCUACUUCAAGACUCAAGGAGGGCGCAAAAAGCACUGGAAUGUUUCCCACCCAACAUUUAGACAAGCCACCGUCUCGCAUACUGUCACGGUCGAAGACGAGCCCGAACUACCGGUCGACAACCAUCCUGCAGGCAACAACGACCGCCCUGCGGACAAUAAUGACCUUCCAGCAGAUUUAUCUGACCCGGGACAGGCAUUUGAUGAGUCCAACAAUCCGGUCGACGCAGACACCGUUUUUUUCGGGCCAGGUGAUAGAUUAUACCGUAACUAUCACCCUAAACUAAACGCGCGUCCAUGUGAUGCAAUGGGACACUUCCUUGAAGAUGGAGCACCUCCAGCGCCACCUCCAGACAAGUCGCCCGACGACUGGACUCCGUACCGAGAUCGGGUUGAGUUUGAGACUGCGGAGUUUCUGUAUGUCCGCAACCAAAUGUCCGCUGGGGAUAUCAACAUACUACUGGAUCUUUGGGCCGCAACCCUCCUGAAAUACGAUGACAAGCCGCCAUUUGCAGACUGCCGCGACUUACACAGAACGAUCGACAACACACCAUUGGGCGAUGUCAAAUGGCAAUCGUUCAAGGUACGGUACACUGGGGAGAAGCCAACAAGUGAUGUACCACCCUGGAUGGACCAGUCUCAUGAUGUGUGGUACCGUGAUCCCCAUGAGGUGAUUCAGGGUAUGUUGGGAAAUCCCGACUACGAAAAAGAGAUGGAUUACCGCCCUUUCCGUGAGUUCUCAGCUGACGGCGACAAACGACAAUGGCAGGACUUCAUGUCCGGUGAUUGGGCUUGGAAUCAAGCCGACAUAAUCUCUGAAGAUCCGGAUACGCUCGGCUCAACUUUCGUGCCGGUUAUACUCGGAUCUGAUAAGACCACAGUUUCGGUGGCGACUGGCGCGAACGACUACUACCCCUUAUAUGUAUCGAUUGGCAAUGUUCGCAACAACGUCCGGCGUGCACAUCGUGACGCCGUUGCCAUUGUUGGUUUCCUUGCUAUGCCCAAAACUACGAAGGAGCACGCUGCCGAUGCAAUAUAUCGGAAAUAUCGCCGACAAUUGUUCCACUCAUCCAUCGCCAAGAUCCUGGAGAACUUGAGACCUAGCAUGACCAAACCAGAGGUGGUUCGCUUUGGCGAUGGCCACUAUCGGCGUGUGAUUUACGGGCUUGGUCCGUAUAUCGCAGAUUACGAAGAGCAGGUCCUUCUAGCAUGUAUAGUGCGCGGCUGGUGCCCCAGGUGUAUGUCCAACUGCAAAAAUUUAGAUGAGAAGUCGUUGUGUCGGUGUCGUGACCACACAGAGGCGCUGAUCGAGGAGGUUGCAACAUCCCUCGCUCUGUGGGAUGAGUACGGGAUUGUUGGCGACCUUGUUCCGUUUACCAACGACUUCCCUCGCGCCGAUAUACAUGAGUUGAUUGCACCGGAUCUCCUGCAUCAACUCAUAAAAGGAACCUUCAAGGACCAUUUGGUCGAGUGGGUUGGGAAGUAUUUGGUACACGUACAUGGUAAGAAAGAGGCAGAGAAAAUUCAAGAUGAUAUAGACCAAAGAAUUUCUGCAGUCGCCUCCUUCGCGGGCCUUCGACGUUUUCCAGAAGGUCGAGGAUUCAAACAAUGGACAGGUGAUGAUUCAAAAGCGCUUAUGAAGGUUUAUUUACCCGCCAUUGAAGGCCACGUCCCAACUGAUGUGGUGCGCACGUUUCGUGCAUUCCUUGAAUUCUGCUACCUCGUACGGCGUAGUAUCAUCACAGAGUCCACAUUAGGCCAAAUCCAGGACGCUCUCGACCGAUUCCAUCAUUACAGGGCUAUUUUUGAGUCCACCGGCGUCGUUUCCACGUUCUCCCUCCCCCGACAACACUCGUGCACCCAUUACAUCCUCCUUAUCCGACUUUAUGGUGCGCCGAAUGGCCUUUGCUCAUCAAUCACUGAGACAAAGCACAUCAAGGCAGUCAAGGAACCAUGGAGACGAUCGAGUCGCUACAAAGCACUCGGUCAAAUGCUGGUGACAAACCAGCGCUUAGACAAACUUGCAGCAGCGCGCGUGGAUUUCAAGAGCCGUGGAAUGUUGAACGGCACCUGUCUGUCUGCAAUGCUUCAAAGAUUAAAGCAUUUGCGCUUGAAUAAGGAUCCUGCUGCCACCAACGAGUCCAACCACGCCAACGACAAUCUUUUGGUGCUGCCCUCCAACCCCGACGUUACAAUACUCGGCGAUAACGAAGAGGGUGAAAUCGACGACAGCCCAACGCUGGUACAAGCCCACGUUCAGUUGGCAAAAACGAUUCAACGCAAACGUGCACGCACUAUCGCUAAUCUAUCAACAGAACUCGGUAUCCCCCAUCUCUACACCCUCCUCCGCCGAUUCUUAUUCGAGCAAGCGAACCCAGACGACCAGCGUGCUCCCUCUGACAUCCCGCUUGCAAGAUGUCCUCAAUUCGAUGGAAAAAUUCAAGUGUUCAACUCUGCAUCGUCAAUGUUUUAUGCACCCAGCGACCGCAGCGGGAUUGGCGGCAUGCGCCGGGAACACAUCCGCGCCUGCCCCGUUUGGAGAAACGAAGCACCCCGGUAUGACUGCGUGUUCGUUAACAUGGAUGCAGAUGUUGAAGGGAUGGGGGGCAUGGAGGUAGCCCGUAUAAUGUGUUUUUUUUCAUACACAUUCGAAGGUAUUUUGUACCCAUGCGCUGUGGUACGCUGGUUCGACAAAGCCAGUGACGGGCCCGACGAAGACACAGGGAUGUGGAUCGUUAAGCCUUCUUUCGAUACAGAUAAUUCGCCGUUCAUUGGAAUCAUCCACAUCGACUCGAUCUAUCGCGCCGCGCACCUUGUUCCAAUCUAUGGAACACAGUUCAUCUCACGCGACCUCAAGCACUAUGAUUCAUAUGACGCUUUUCAAGCGUUCUACGUGAACAAAUUCGCAGACCAUCACGCAUUUGAGAUUGCGUCUUAG
Suillus clintonianus is the source of this 3003-nucleotide messenger RNA. RefSeq lists its product as uncharacterized. Lineage: Eukaryota; Fungi; Basidiomycota; Agaricomycetes; Boletales; Suillaceae. The transcript is spliced from 10 exons. The record is from RefSeq and is a predicted model, not a curated record. The coding region runs from base 1 to 3003 and encodes 1000 amino acids.